AAAGAAGAUUUUUGUUUACGUUGAACACUUAUUGGUUAUGUUUAUGUAUGUCAUUAAAAGUAAAAUAUGUGUGAAGAAAAGAAAAAAGUGUGCAUUGUAGUCCUGGGGGACAUAGGGCGAAGCCCUAGAAUGCAGUAUCAUGCGCUGUCCUUAGGCGAAAAGGGACACAAAGUUGAUAUACUGGGUUACGGAGAAACAGACCCCAUGGAUGCAAUUAAAGAAGCCCCAUCUAUAUACUACCACUACCUGGCACCUAUGCCCCACAUUCCUAUUAAACUCGUAAAUUAUGCAUUUAAAACCAUAUUCCAAGCGUUGAAUUUGUUGUUCCUGCUGUGUUCUAUUAGAACACCCCAUGUUUUAAUGGUUCAAAACCCCCCUGCAAUUCCCAGCCUGUUUGUUUGUUGGCUGUUUUGCAAAAUUGUUAGGGCCAAAUUGGUUAUAGACUGGCAUAAUUAUGCCCAUACAAUUAUGGCAUUAAGCUUACCGAAAGGGCACAUACUGGUGAAAAUCACCAAAAAAUGUGAGGCCUAUAUUGGUGCUCAAGCAGAUUAUAAUUUCUGCGUUACGAAUGAAAUGCGGAAAGAUCUCGCCAACAAUUGGAAUAUCAAAGCAGUAACUCUUUACGACAAACCACCCGCAAUGUUUAAGCCAAUUUCGUUGAAAGAAAAGCAUGAAUUUCUGAUGAAAAUGAGCCAAAUGUACGAUGCAUUUUUGGGCGAUGGUGGGUCGACAAUUCUCACGAAAGAGGAGCAUGGGAAUGUAGAAUUAAAGCCCAAAAGGCCAGCUUUUAUUGUCUCGAGUACCAGCUGGACUGAAGACGAAGACUUUUCAAUUUUGUUUAAAGCACUGCAAGACUAUGAAGAUCAGCACACAAAUGAAAAUCCACGAAAUCUUCCAACUUUAAUUUGUGCUAUAACAGGAAAAGGGCACUUGAAAGAGUACUACUGUACAAAAAUCCAUGAGCAGAAUUGGAGACAUGUAACAGUGAUUACUCCUUGGUUGGAGGCUUCAGACUACCCUUUAAUGCUAGCUUCUGCCGAUUUAGGAAUCUGCCUUCACACAAGCUCUAGCGGCUUGGAUCUCCCAAUGAAAGUAGUGGAUAUGUUUGGAUGCUGUUUGCCAGUCUUGGCCUAUGAUUUCAAUUGUUUAUAUGAACUGGUUGAAGAUGGCAAGAAUAGCUACACUUUCAAAUCUUCAGAAGAACUCUCUGGGAAGCUGUUAAAUUGGUUCGAAAAUUUUCCGAAUAAUGACGAACAGAAACUGAUUGAAACUCAGUUUAAGAAUGAACUGAGUUCGUUCCAAACGCUGAGGUGGAGUGAAAAUUGGAAUAAGACUGCCUAUUCAGUUUUUCAGUAACACUGUAUUAAGAACUAAUAAAUGAUCUACAUGAUUGUUCAUAAUAA
This is a messenger RNA of Dendroctonus ponderosae (mountain pine beetle), 1403 nucleotides long. RefSeq names its product chitobiosyldiphosphodolichol beta-mannosyltransferase (gene Alg1). The record is from RefSeq and is a predicted model, not a curated record. Gene Ontology annotation, molecular function: mannosyltransferase activity. Lineage: Eukaryota; Metazoa; Arthropoda; Insecta; Coleoptera; Curculionidae. Gene Ontology annotation, cellular component: endoplasmic reticulum. Bases 67 to 1356 code for a protein of 429 amino acids. The transcript is spliced from 6 exons.